GAUCUCCGCGCUAUCCUGUGAUCCACGGGGAUUUGAACAUGGAUUCCUGUCUCCAGAGAGAAAACCACUAGAUCUCUCCACGUUCCGCUGGUUCGGAGACGAGGACCUCGCCUGCCAGGAGGUUGAACAUGUGAUAGCCUCCAACAUCAUCAAGACCAAGCAUGGAGAACGCGACCUCCGACGUCUCUAACAAUUCCUGCACUUUUAAGGAGGAUUUCAAGAGGAUCUUGCUUCCCGGGGUCUACUCCGUGGUUAUGUUGCUUGGCGUUCCGUUGAACUUCACCGUCAUCCUGCAGAUCUGGCUCUCCAGAAAGGCCCUGACGCGGACGGCCAUCUACACCCUGAACCUGGCCAUGGCGGACCUCCUCUACGACUUCUCCCUUCCUCUGCUCAUUUAUAAUUACGUGCAGCACGACUACUGGCCGUUUGGAGACUUCACCUGCAGGUUUGUCCGCUUCCAGUUCUACACCAACCUGCACGGCAGCAUCAUGUUCCUCACGUGCAUGAGCUUCCAGCGUUACAUGGGCAUCUGCCACCCGUUGUCCGUCUGGCACAAGAAACGGGGCAAGAAGUUCACCUGGGUGGUCUGCGGCGUGGUUUGGUUCAUAGUGGUCGUCCAGUGCUUGCCCACCUUCAUCUUUGCGUCUACGGGUAUAAAAAGGAACCGGACGGUGUGCUACGACCUGAGCCCGCCGGAGCUGUCGGCGAAGUAUUUUCCGUACGGCAUAACGCUGACCAUCACCGGCUUCCUGAUCCCCUUCGUUGCGAUCUUGGCUUGUUACUGCUGCAUGGCGAGGAUCCUCUUCCAGAAGGACGGUCUCCGCGACGCGCAGGUGCGUCGGAAGAAGGACAAAGCCAUCCGCACCAUCAUCAUUGUGGUUAUCGUCUUCGCCAUCAGCUUCUUCCCUUUCCAUCUCACCAAGACCAUCUACUUGGUGGUCCGGUCCGACCACAACGUGCCCUGCCUGGUGCUGCAGACCUUCGCCAUCGUGUACAAAUGCACGCGUCCGUUUGCCAGCAUGAACAGCGUCCUGGAUCCGAUCCUCUUCUAUUUCACCCAGCAGAAGUUUAGGCAGAGCACCAGAACGUUAAUGAAGAGGGUGACGACGAAGUGGAAAACGGACGCAAGCACAAAAAGCACCCCGUGACGG
Spea bombifrons (plains spadefoot toad) is the source of this 1151-nucleotide messenger RNA. RefSeq names its product pyrimidinergic receptor P2Y6 (gene P2RY6). Gene Ontology annotation, molecular function: G protein-coupled UDP receptor activity; G protein-coupled ADP receptor activity; G protein-coupled UTP receptor activity. Gene Ontology annotation, biological process: cellular response to pyrimidine ribonucleotide; phospholipase C-activating G protein-coupled receptor signaling pathway. Lineage: Eukaryota; Metazoa; Chordata; Amphibia; Anura; Pelobatidae. The record is from RefSeq and is a predicted model, not a curated record. The transcript is spliced from 2 exons. Bases 162 to 1148 code for a protein of 328 amino acids. Gene Ontology annotation, cellular component: plasma membrane.